This is a messenger RNA of [Candida] anglica, 1821 nucleotides long. The record is from the annotation of a GenBank genome assembly. NCBI's taxonomy places the organism in Eukaryota, Fungi, Ascomycota, Pichiomycetes, Serinales, Debaryomycetaceae.
CUUCUAAGAAUCAAAAUAUACCAUGACUCUUUCUAAACAUAUCAAUGCUGAAGAGCUUGAAGAGAAUUUCUUGAAGAACACCAAGAAACUUCAUUUGACCAACCGUGAACAAUAUGUGUUCAAGUACUCUGGUAAUAAUCCAAUUCCAAAGUACCUGAUUCCUGAACAAUCAAGUGAUGCUCAACAAGUCUAUGAAACAAUGAAGGAGGGUCUUUCUCUUGAUGGGAUCCCAACCCUUAACCUUGCCUCUUUUGUCAACACUGAAGUCGAUGAUAUUCCAUUGAAAUUGAUUUCUGAAAAUAUUGUCAAGAACUUGGCUGAUAAUGACGAAUAUCCAUCAUUGAUCGAAUAUCAACAAAGAUGUAUUUCAAUUCUUUCUGAUCUUUGGAACGCUCCAAAGACAAAGGAUGCAUCUGGCAAAGAAGUUUCCAAUACCGUUGGAACUGCAACUACUGGUUCUUCUGAAGCAAUUAUGUUGGCUGGGUUAGCCUUGAAGAAAAGUUGGCAAGAAAGACAAAAGGCAAAGGGCAAAUCUAUCCAAGAACCAAAUAUUAUUAUGGCUACUUGUGCACAAGUUGCUCUUGAAAAGUUUGCCCGUUAUUUUGAUGUUGAAAACAGACUCAUUAGUAUUACUGAAGAAUCUGGUCAUUUAAUUGAUGUUUCAAAAAUUAAAGAAAAUAUUGAUGAAAACACUAUUGGUAUUUUUGUUAUUUUGGGUUCUACAUUCACUGGUGCCUUUGAACCAGUUGAACAAAUCUCCAAACUUUUAGAUGAAGUUGAAAAGGAAACUGGAAUUGAUGUUAAGAUUCACGUUGAUGGUGCUAGUGGUGGAUUCAUUGCACCAUUUGUAUAUCCACAUUUGAAGUGGGACUUCUCUAUCGAUAGAGUUGUUUCUAUCAAUACUUCUGGUCAUAAGUUUGGUUUGACCACCGCUGGUUUAGGUUGGGUCAUUUGGAGAGAUGUUAAACAUUUACCUGAAAAUUUAAGAUUUAAAUUAGAUUAUCUUGGAGGUGUUGAAGAAACUUUUGGUUUGAACUUUUCUAGACCUGGUUUCACUGUUCUACAUCAAUAUUAUAAUUUUAUUACUUUUGGAAGAGAAGGUUAUGCUAAGAUUUAUGAUACAUGUUUGCAAAAUGCUCGUUUAUUAUCCAAUGUUUUAGUUGAAUCUAAAUAUUUCGAUGUUUUGUCUGUUAUCCAUAACCCAAUCGAUAAGGAUCAACAAAAGGCAACCUAUACCCAGCCAAAAUCUAGGGAACAUAAGGAAUAUGCCAUUACUAAUGAACAAUUUGAACCUGGUUUACCAGUUGUUGCCUUCAGAUUCUCUAAAGAUAUUCGUACCAAAUAUCCAGAAUUACCACAAUCUAUCUUCUCCUUACUUUUAAGAAACAAAGGGUUCAUUGUUCCAAACUAUCGUUUGAGUCCUGAUGAACUGGAAAAGGAAAUUUUAAGAGUUGUUGUUCGUAAAUCUUUAAGUAUGAAUUUACUUGAUAAAUUAAUUCAAGAUAUAAUUGAAUCUAUUGAACUUUUGAUUGAAUCUUGUGAAACAGUACGUGAUGUUGUUGCAUCUUCAAAGGUUAAUUCUGAUGAAGAACAACAUUCACUUAUCUACAAGUUACUUUUAUCCAUUGCAAGCAAUGGUGUCGAAGACCUUAAGAAGGUUCAAAAUGAACACUUAGACAAGCCAGGUACUGGUCACGAUAAACACAAAAAGUCUUACAGAGGUCCUUGUUAAUAAAGGCUCUUGUUAAUCAAAGUUUUAGUUAAGUUUUUUAUGCACAGUUAUUAGUUAUGAAUAAAAAAAAAGUUACGAUGCAAAGAAGA